UGAGCGACAUGCCGCGCUUAUUAGCUAAUCAGACAUUUUUUUAAAAAUAAUCCGCGCAAAGGAAUCUUUUUUAUUCCGCCAUGUUACCCCUGAUCGAUGGAGUACGUUCGUGAGCGACCUGAUUUAUAUAUAAUCGUCCAGGCUUCUGCGUGAUGCCAGACUCUCGUUUUUGUUCCAUCUUAAGCUGUCACAGUACUCUCUCGAGAUCCAAGAACGCCAUUGCUGGGUGAAGGUUGCGUGAUGGGCGACGACGGCGCGAAGGUGACGGCGGGCAUCAAGCAGAUCGUGCGGCUACGGGAGCUGCUGCACAAGUGGCAGAUCAUGGCGCUGGGGGCGGCGAAGCAGCAGGAGCAGGAAGAGCACGGGGUCCCGGAGGCGGCGUCGGCGAUCCCGCCGUUCGUGCUGCGGCGGCUGCAGAGGACGGUUACGGUGGACUCGGACGACGAGAACUGCAACAGCCCGGAGCCGCCGCCGGACGUGCCGCGGGGUUACUGCCCGGUGUACGUGGGGCCCGAGCAGCGGCGGUUCGUGAUCCCGACCAGCUACCUAGGCCACCCCGUGUUCCGGCUGCUGCUGGAGAAGGCGGAGGAGGAGUUCGGGUUCCGGCACGAGGGCGCGCUCGCCAUCCCCUGCGAGACCGAGACCUUCAAGUACAUCCUCCAGUGCGUCGAGCGCCACGACAAGAGCCUCGCCGCCGACACCGACGCCGACGAAGGGAACCCGGCCAUGGGGCUCGAGCAAGAACCAGCGAUGCAUCAUGCUUCAUAGACUAGAUUGUGUUGCACUGUGUUGUAUGCUGUCGUAAUUUUAUUUUAUUUUUGAAGAACAAAGACUGCUAUGUAUGAUGCGUCUAGGCUCCACUUAGACAUUGUGGUCAAGAAUUCAAUUGAUCUGUCGAGCUGGCUAAUAGCCAAGUACUAGUAAGUAGUAACUCGUUGUGAAUUCAGGUAGUUUGUGAUGGUACUUUGUUCUAUUAAUUCCU
Molecule: messenger RNA, 982 nt
Organism: Phragmites australis (common reed)
Lineage: Eukaryota; Viridiplantae; Streptophyta; Magnoliopsida; Poales; Poaceae
Product: auxin-responsive protein SAUR41-like
Exons: 2
Coding region: 241-768 (175 amino acids)
Biological process (GO): response to auxin
Source: RefSeq, a predicted model, not a curated record